Messenger RNA from Physella acuta, 1563 nucleotides. RefSeq names its product matrilysin. NCBI's taxonomy places the organism in Eukaryota, Metazoa, Mollusca, Gastropoda, Physidae. Gene Ontology annotation, cellular component: extracellular matrix. Gene Ontology annotation, biological process: proteolysis; collagen catabolic process; extracellular matrix organization. The record is from RefSeq and is a predicted model, not a curated record. Gene Ontology annotation, molecular function: zinc ion binding; metalloendopeptidase activity.
GUGUCACCAUUUUUAUGUCAAAAGACUGAUUUUUGCAACUCCGCUCCACACGUUUCUCAAUUCGCAGACCAGAUUAUUUAUCGGAUAGUGAACGUCUCAGAGCAGGUAGAGAUACAUGGGUGUGUACCACAGCGUCGCCUGUGUUUUGUGGUGGUUGGCGUGUGUCUGGCCCAGCAGCCGGGCAGGGGAUGUUGUUCUGCUUAUAAAGGACACACCUCUUGCUGGCAACUUGAAAGAUUCUGUUAAUUACUUGGAAAAGUUUGGCUACAUCGAAGAUGCAUCAAAUUCCUUAACAAGCGCUGAAUCGAUUCAACAGGCGUUGAAAGAUUUCCAAGACUUCAAUGGCCUGGCUGUGACCGGCGAGCUGGACCCUGCCACCCUCCAGAAGAUGGGUCAGCCCAGGUGUGAUCUGCCCGACGUCAUCAGGCCCGGGAGUCGCUUCUUGUCUCCAGUCAGGGGUGUUCGGUCCGCGGAUGGGGAGAAACAGCCAGAGACAAAAUGGUCGACCUCAGAUCUGACCUAUGGAUUUGAAAGCUACACUAGUAAGUUGGAGCAAACUGAGAUAGAAACCGCCAUUUCCAAUGCUUUCCGGAAGUGGUCUGACGUAACGCCGCUGACUUUCAAUGCUGGCCAGGGAUUGGUUGAUAUAAAUAUCGGCUUCAAUCGCCAGGAGCACGGUGAUGACAACCCAUUCGACGGACAAGGUAAAGUACUCGCCCACGCAUUUUUUCCCGGCAAUCAUCAGCUGGCAGGUGACACACAUUUCGAUGACGACGAGGAGUGGACACUCGACUCACCUCAGGGCAGAAACCUGGAGAUGGUGGCCGCCCACGAGUUCGGACACGCCCUUGGGCUUAAGCACAGCCGACACCAUGACGCCCUGAUGGCGCCCUACUACCAGGGCUACGACCCCAACUACGCCCUCCACCAAGACGACAUAGAACGCAUACAAAAAGUCUACGGUAAGAUUUCCGGCACAAAAACCAACCAAGCUUCAGACAAGUCGACACUGCAACCAUCGUCGCCCCCACACAUGGCAACCAUUCAGCCGAUUCCUCCCCCACAACCACCCAGACAACCCAUCGAUGCCAGAAAACCUAAGAAACCUAUCAAAAAUAGAAAACCUAAGAAACCUAUCAAAAAUAAAAAACAUAAGAAACCUAUCAAAAAUAGAAAACCUAAUCCGAAAAAAACCAACAAAAAAGAAAAACCAAAGGGUGAAAUACACGUAAAAAAGGACCAACCUAAGCAUCACCGACCUAAGCGACCGAUUGUAUCAAAGACAGCUAAACCUACACACAAGACUGACCAUCACAAACAUAAAUCACGCCAGUCACACAAGUCACCUACUGGCCAUAGACACAAACAUCACCACAAGUCCAAUAAAAAACACGGCUAACCAAAAAGCAAAAACACGGCUGACAAAUAGAAGGUACCACUGACCAAUAGAAAGCACUACUGACGAACAGGAAAACUGCAUUUUAAUCCAGAAUGUUAUUAAUUAACUUACUGAAGUAAACCUAAUACAGGAUGUUAUUAAUUAACUUACUAAAAUAAACGUAA